AUGAGGUUGAGUGGUAAGGGGAAAAACCUUUUUUACUUAAGGACUUCCCAAAGCAGAUGGGUAUCGCAAAAAACCAAUCAGAAACCCUUUUACAUUACCACCCCAAUUUUCUACGUCAAUGCUGCUCCACAUUUGGGGCACUUGUAUUCCAUGUUACUCUGCGAUGUGAGAAACAGGUGGGAAAAAUUGAAUAAUAGACCAUCAUUAUUUACCACCGGUACCGAUGAGCACGGUUUAAAAGUUCAGGCAGCGGCAGAAAAGAACGGGAAGCCACCAAAGGAGUUUGUUGACUCAUUGGCUGAGACAUUCAAAGAUUUAGCAUCAUUGACAAAUAUUAACUACGAUAGAUUUAUACGGACAACAGAUGACGAUCAUGUCAAAGCUGUUACAGAAUUUUGGAAUAUUGUGAAGGAAAAAGGUUAUAUAUAUCAGGGUCAGCAUAGUGGUUGGUACUCUGUUUCGGACGAGACGUUUUAUCCAGAAACACAAAUAGAAGAAAGAGCAGACCCAAAGACAGGCGAGAAAAAAGUCGUUUCUAUAGAAACUGGUACUGAAGUCUUGUUUCAAAAAGAAACCAACUAUUUUUUUAAGCUUUCUCUCUUCUACAAUGAUUUAUUGAAACUUCUUCAUGAAAGGAAAGAUUUCAUCAUCCCUAGAUCCAAGCAAGAUGAGAUGAUUAAGGAGUUAGAGAAAAAUGGAAAGCUCGAAGAUCUCAGUGUCUCCAGACCUUCUUCGCGCCUUAAAUGGGGUAUUCCUGUUCCAGGUGAUGAUUCUCAGACUAUAUAUGUUUGGUUUGACGCCUUAGUCAAUUAUCUCACAAGUGCAGGUUUCCCUUGGAAUGGUAGUAAUUCUAUUGAAUUUUCCGAGCAAAAUCAUUGGCCUGCUACACAUUUAGUUGGAAAAGACAUUGUGAAAUUCCAUGGCAUUUAUUGGCCAUCUUUUUUAAUGGCGGCCGGGGUUGAAGUUCCAAAGCAGUUAGUUGUUCAUGGGCAUUGGCUCUGCCAGGGCACAAAAAUGAGCAAAUCUUUGGGUAAUGUUGUCGAUCCAGUUCUCAUGGCAAAAUAUUACGGUACUGAUCCUCUUAGAUUUUUUUUGUGUGAAAAUUCUGUAUUAGAAGGUGAUGGUGAUUUUAAUGAAGAAAGAUUGUUUUAUUCAAGAAACAACGUGAUGAGUAAAAUCGCAAACCUAAUUAUGAGAUCUUGUGGUACCAAGUUCAAUAUUGCUAGAGCUGUUGAAAGCUACCAAAAUAAACUAAUUAAUGAAAGUACUUUGGAUUCUUUCGCGGCUGAUAAGCAAAUAAAAGAAAAAUACCAACAAUUGAUGAAUGAUCUAAACAACUUAACAGAAAAAGUUGGUAAAAACAUUGAAACCUACCAAAUGAUUCGUGCCACUGAUGAGCUUUGGAAUGUCAUCAGCCAAGCUAAUCAGUUAUUCCAACUUUCUGAACCUUGGUCUCUUGAUGUAUCAAAUGAAUCUGAACUUCGAAAGCAAGAUGCAAUUAUUUUUGCCUCGAUUGAAACUGCAAGACUUGUCUCAAUUUUGUUGAAGCCUUUUAUGCCAGAGUUAUCAAAUACCUUCUUAGACCGUAUGUCCGUGGAUGUUGACCAUAGGGAUACUGGUUUCGCCAAAGUGGGGUGUGAUGUUUAUGGUAGUGGCGCCAAUAGAAGUGGAGAUGCGCCAAUGCAAAAGUUGAAAAAGAGAUCCUAA
Saccharomycopsis crataegensis is the source of this 1707-nucleotide messenger RNA. RefSeq names its product methionine--tRNA ligase MSM1 (gene MSM1). Bases 1 to 1707 code for a protein of 568 amino acids. Gene Ontology annotation, biological process: methionyl-tRNA aminoacylation. The transcript has a single exon. Gene Ontology annotation, molecular function: ATP binding; methionine-tRNA ligase activity. NCBI's taxonomy places the organism in Eukaryota, Fungi, Ascomycota, Saccharomycetes, Ascoideales, Saccharomycopsidaceae. The record is from RefSeq and is a predicted model, not a curated record.